This is a messenger RNA of Ceratina calcarata, 1374 nucleotides long. RefSeq names its product E3 SUMO-protein ligase RanBP2. The transcript is spliced from 5 exons. Gene Ontology annotation, biological process: protein folding; protein peptidyl-prolyl isomerization. The coding region runs from base 343 to 1353 and encodes 336 amino acids. Gene Ontology annotation, cellular component: cytoplasm. Lineage: Eukaryota; Metazoa; Arthropoda; Insecta; Hymenoptera; Apidae. The record is from RefSeq and is a predicted model, not a curated record. Gene Ontology annotation, molecular function: peptidyl-prolyl cis-trans isomerase activity; cyclosporin A binding.
ACUUGCUCUUCAUGAAUAAGGCAAGAUAAAUGAAUUUUUGUUUAAAGUUUUGUCGAAUAACAAUGUACUUUGUUGUAUCGAUACGAGCUAUGUUAUCGAUACGAUUAUUUUUUUUAUUGCCGUUUUAUCAGCUGAGGCCGGAGGCCAGGAAGCAGCUGAUUCUCCUGAACUGUUGUCAAUACGAUUACGGAUCAUCCUGAAAAACGUCAAAUUAAUGACUUCAUAUUAUAACAAUGGAUUUGAUACAAUAGGAAAUAUUAUAACAGUACCGAGAUGAUCCGAAAUAAAUUUCUUAUCGUAGAAAAUUAAAAUAUACAAUUUCUCCAUUUUAAACGAGAAAAGAUGGAUGCGAAAGAGUAUAAAAAAUAUAUGCAAAGGAUCGCUCAAGCUGAGGCCAAAGUCGAUAAUGCGGCUCCAAGAUUUGAUGUGACUACGUAUUAUAAAACCCGUAAUUUACUGAUUGAUUUUAAUCGAGUGCGAGAAUUAGAUCGAGAAAAUAUGAAAUUAUUAAGACGGUUGAAUAUAAUAGCGAGAUUAGGGGGAACCAUUGAUUGUUGGUUGCCACAAACGAUAAAAUACGUAUCAUCUCUCGCGGAUCCGCGGUUAGAAAACAGACAGAUCACCGAACAGAACACAAAGCUUUUGCGAAGAAUUCAUAACGCGAGCACCAAUUAUUCCACUGCAGAAUUCAUACAGAGCUGGAAGGAAAUGAAAGAAAAGACAAUGCAUGGCAGAAAAUUUCAGAAAGAGCCUGCUGGUCACAUCAUCGGAUUAGAAUCUCAUCAAGAUCAUUGCAUGAUCAGAGACUUGUCAUUAUUGAAAGACAUGAAUCCUUCGAUACGGACUAAAUGUUUCAUUGAGAUUGAAAUCCUAGAGGACAAGCAGAAGUUAGGACGAAUUCAUUUUGAACUUUACGACGACGUCGUACCUCAGACGUGCGCGAAUUUUGCAGAAUUGUGCCAUGGCUACAAUGGUCUUUCCUAUAAGAAUACACCGUUACAUCGAAUUGUUUCUGGUUACUGGUGCCAAGGUGGAGACGUUACCAAAUAUAACGGAAGUGGAGGAACGUCUAUAUAUGGUGAAUCAUUUCAGAAUGAGAACUACCAUUUGCGUCAUGCUGGCCCUGGAAUUUUGUCUAUGUAUAACGAUGAUGGAAAUACAUCCAAUUCCAAAUUCAAUCUUACCUUCAGGAAACUGGAGACAGUCGAUGGGAAGCAUGUAGUUUUUGGGAAAGUUAUUAAAGGCCUUUCGAAUAUUUAUAAGCUUGAGGAAUUCGCGACGAAAACGGGAAAACCAUAUAAAACGAUAAUCAUAUCAAAUUGUGGAGUCAUAUCAAGAACCGUAAACAGUUGAGCAGGAUUGAACAGACAUAAU